Molecule: messenger RNA, 1369 nt
Organism: Lycium barbarum (goji berry)
Lineage: Eukaryota; Viridiplantae; Streptophyta; Magnoliopsida; Solanales; Solanaceae
Exons: 10
Coding region: 126-1232 (368 amino acids)
Source: RefSeq, a predicted model, not a curated record
AACACAAUGCCAUUUUUUCUACAGAGAAUGUUGACCCCACUUAUGGCAGCGGUAGUGGUCUCGAAACAGAAAAAAAAGUUACUCCGCCUCUAUGUGAUAUAACGAAUGUUAACCAGUCGAGAAUCAUGAGGAGUUUCUCGAGCAAUGAUGUCAAUGAAACGAGAAAACAAGAGAAUGUGAUGAGCUCGAACAUGUCAAUUAAUAGAACUGUAUGCCAGGGAACAUCACAACAGAAUUCAGCUGAAUCAGGUUUGAGUCGCGUUAGAAUGCUUGGAAUGCAUACACCCGAUGGAGAUAAAAGAGAGGCAUAUGUUCUAGCGCCAAUUCCAUCAUACCAAAAUUUUACACCCCCAAUUAGUAUCCCUAUAAUGAGACGUGGACAGGUUUCUUCAUCACAACCUCUUGCACAUAAUCCAAAGUACCUUCCGCUACGAGAUUUGAGAAAUGAUUUUGAAAGUUGUUUGUCCACAAGUACUAAGCAGAGUAAGGGUAAAGGCAUAUUAUUGAAUGAGAUUACAGAUUCAAAUAGUUUCGAUAUGCGAUAUGGAAAUUUGAGUUUCAGUAAUGCUACUCCGCAAGAUCAUUCAAAUUGUUCUGAAUCGAUCACAGGUAUACAAAGUCAAGAUAUACUGCCUGAUUUAAACUGUGAUCCGGAUGUUUAUGUGGCAGAUUUUGAAAGUUGUUUGUCCACAAGUACAAAGCAGAAGAAGGGUAAAGGCAUUUUGGUGAACCAUACAACGGAUCCAAGUGUUUACAAUAUGCAGCACGAAAAUUUGAGAGAAAAAUUUGAUACGCCACAACAUCAUUCAAGUUGUCGUCGUAUCCAAAGUCAAGAUCAACUGCCUGAUUUAAAUUUUGCUCCAGAUGAUGAACGUCAAGAAGAUGAAGAUGAUUGUGAAGAGGAUGACGUCAACUGCGAGGACAUUUGCAGUGAAGAUUACUGGGAUAUUGGAGAUUCAACUUAUGAAUGUGAAAAUUGUGGGGCAUAUUUUUGGAACGAAGAAAGUAUCAACAAGCGUUAUAAAAAACAAAGACCAGAGUUCUCUCUGUGUUGCGGUCGUGGAAAGAUAAAGCUACCGAAUCCAACUGAGCCUCCUCAAAUUUUAAAGCAAAUGCUAUUCGGAUCGGGUAAUAAAAGCAACCACUUUCGAGAGCAUAUUAGGAGUUAUAAUUCUAUGUUCUCAUUUACAUCAAUGGGGGGAAAGGUUGAUGUUUCUGUAAAUCAAACAUGAGGACCAAGAACAUUCAAAUUGUCUGGACAGAACUAUCAUCAAAUUGGAAGCUUAUUGCCACCUGAGGGAACCAUCCCAAAGUUUGCGCAAUUAUAUAUCUAUGAUACAGAAAAUGAAGUGCAAAAUAGAAUGCAUAC